CGAUACGUGCGAAUGCUGAACAGCAGUGCUUCAUGUUUAUCGUUUUGUAUCGCCCUCGCUCGAGAGACGUUUGUUUCACCACUUUUGCCCUUUCGUCCAGAGUCUGUCAAAAAUGCCUAAAGCAGGUAAAGGAAAAGCCCAGCGGGCCAAAAUACUGCAUCCUAACAGCCGUAAAGCCAUGAAGGUCACGGGAACUGCUGUCAGGAAAGAAAGAGUUGAAAGAGUGCAUCAGGAGACUUCCUUGAAGAUGGGCCUUCUUGUUGAUAAGCUGCUGUGGUUUCAGGAGCACGCAGACCCAGAGAAGACAGAAUACACGCGAGUAGAGCUCUGCCAACUUGUUGAAGGCUACCUGCAUCGGUUUGAUGAGGAGUUGGAACAGAUUGACAUCAUCCAGGGAAUGAAGGCAAGAAAAGGACGGCAACAUGCAGCGAGGGAAGACAUCAUUAAAUCCACCAUGAAGACGGAGCGAAACCUAUUCAAUACGUGUGGACUGGAGGCACCCGAUUUGGCCGACAAGAAAAACCUGGCUCGCUUCCUGGAGUGGGACGGCACGGCGAAACACGCGAGCCUGAUCAAAAUGAGGAAAGUGGUUGCCAGGAAAACUGGUGCCCAAACCACAGAGGGAAGUAUUGCAUCAAGAACGGACAUGCAGCAUGACGGAACGACAUAGUGAAGGAUAAUUAGGUAAUUUUAUUUAAUAAAA
Patiria miniata (bat star) is the source of this 703-nucleotide messenger RNA. RefSeq names its product translation machinery-associated protein 16-like (gene tma16). The record is from RefSeq and is a predicted model, not a curated record. The transcript has 5 exons. Lineage: Eukaryota; Metazoa; Echinodermata; Asteroidea; Valvatida; Asterinidae. Gene Ontology annotation, cellular component: nucleus. The coding region runs from base 113 to 670 and encodes 185 amino acids.